AUGAGCAUCGACAUCCAAACCACGACCCAACAGGGCGUGCGCAUCGCCGUUGAGGGUUGUGGCCACGGCACACUCAACGCCAUCUACGCCGCCACCGAGAAAUCCGCCAAGGAACGCGGAUGGGAUGGCGUCGACCUCCUCAUCAUCGGAGGCGACUUCCAAGCCGUCCGUAACGCCGCCGAUUUGAACGCCAUGUCUGUGCCCAAGAAAUACCGCGAGCUUGGAGAUUUUCACGAGUACUACAGCGGCGUCCGCAAGGCACCCUAUCUCACCAUCUUCGUCGCCGGCAACCACGAAGCAGCUUCUCACUUAUGGGAGCUUUACUACGGCGGCUGGGUGUGCCCCAACAUCUACUACAUGGGCGCUGCCAACGUUCUUCAACUGGGUCCUCUGCGUAUUAUGGGGAUGAGCGGUAUUUGGAAGGGAUACAAUUACCGAAAGGCGCAUCACGAACGCCUACCGUUCAACGACGACGACGUCAAGAGCUUUUACCACGUUCGCGAGAUUGAUGUGCGCAAGCUGUUGCAGUUGCAGACCCAGGUGGAUAUCGGUAUCAGCCACGACUGGCCAAGGGCCAUCGAGAAGCACGGAAACACCAAGCAUUUGUGGAAUAUGAAGCCCGAUUUUGAGAGGGAGUCGGCUGAUGGGUCGCUGGGUAAUCAGGCGGCCGAGUAUGUGAUGGAUAGGUUGAGGCCGCCGUAUUGGUUCUCGGCGCAUCUGCAUUGCAAGUACUCGGCUAUCAAGACCUACGAUCCCCCGAAGGAGGCGAUGGCAGAUGCAGGAGAGACAGCGGAAAAGGUCGCGGCAGAGGAAACAGCGAUUGCUCAACCUCAAGAGCAGCAACCAGCCGCGGUGGUAGAGAACCCUGACGAAAUCGAUCUUGAUAUGGACGACGAACCCGCGGCACCAGCUCAACCAUCAGCACCACCUGCACCGACAUCAAACCCCGAUGAGAUUGAUCUCGACAUGGACGACGAGGAGCAGCCAGUAGCAGCACUCACUCAACCCGCUGCUUCGUCAACACCUGCCGCAGUGCCCACCGAAGAAGAUCCAACCGAAGCCCUCCGCUCUCUCCUCCCCGCCUCCUUCUCGAAUCCCAACCCUCAAUCGUCCUACAACGCCCAACCCCACGGUGGCGCCCCCAAGACCAAACCCGGCCAACCAGUUCCGCCAACAAUAACCAACACCACCGUCCGCUUCCUCUCCCUCGACAAGUGCCUUCCCGGCCGUAAAUUCCUUCAACUCGCCGAGAUCGAGCCCAUCAACCCUUCAGCUUCAAACGAAGAAGAAUUGCAACGCCCCCUCCGCCUCUCCUACGACCCAGAAUGGCUCUCCAUAACCCUCGCCUUCCACCCUCUCCUACGCUCCGCCGUCGGCAAACACUGCCCUUUGGACCCUAACGCGCCCAUCCCCGCUGACCUCGGCGAAGCCGGCUAUAAGCCCUUGAUUGAGGAAGCGAGGAAGUGGGUAGAUGAACACAUCACUGGUGAGAAGCUGUUGGUGCCGGAGGAUUUCGUGCAGACGGCGCCGCCAAUUGAUUUGGUUGGAAACCCGGUGAGCGGGAAUAUUAUGACGGAUGAGAUACCGGUUGAGUACACGAAUCCGCAUACGGCCGAGUUUUGUAAGUUGUUAGGGUUGGAGAAUUAUUGGGAUGCGAGCGAGGAAGAGAGGGAGGCGAGGAGGGUGCAGGGCCCGAGGCCGGCUCAGGAGAGGUUUGGUGGGAGGGGUGGUCAUGGUGGGCAUGGGCAUAGUCAUGGGCAUGGAGGACAUAGAGGUGGUGGACGUGGUGGCGGUGGUGGUGGAGGAUGGAGAGGUGGACGGGGAGGUCGAGGUGGUGGAGGAAGGGGUGGUGGAGGAAGGGGUGGUGGUGGUAGGGGAAGAGGUCGGGGACGUGGUGGGUGGUAA
Sordaria macrospora k-hell is the source of this 1905-nucleotide messenger RNA. RefSeq lists its product as uncharacterized. The record is from RefSeq and is a predicted model, not a curated record. Gene Ontology annotation, molecular function: RNA lariat debranching enzyme activity. Lineage: Eukaryota; Fungi; Ascomycota; Sordariomycetes; Sordariales; Sordariaceae. Gene Ontology annotation, biological process: mRNA splicing, via spliceosome. Gene Ontology annotation, cellular component: nucleus.